GAAAAUGUGUCACACCUUUCCCAGAGAGCCCAGCCCCACUGCCAGGAAAGGGCCUGACUGCUCCCCAGCCGAUCUCAUAGGAACACCCCAGACCUCCAGCAGCUCCGGGAGUCCAAACACCAGCAGUGGACUAAGGCCCUACAGCUGCCUGCAGCCAUGUUGGCCUUCAGCCUGCUCAUACUGGGUCUGCUCUCCGCAGUGGCACCUGCCAACUGUCAGCAAGGUCUGGGGAACCUUCAGCCCUGGAUGCAGGGCCUUAUUGCUGUGGCUGUGUUCCUGGUCCUGGUUGCAAUCGCCUUCGCUGUCAACCACUUCUGGUGCCAGGAAGAACCGGAGCCUGGUAACAUGGUCAUGAUUGUUGGAAGCAAGGCAGACGGGGUCCUGGUGGGAAUGGACGGCAGAUACUCCUCAACGGCGUCUGGUUUUAGGUCCAGUGAGCACAAGAAUGCCUUCGAGAACGUUCUGGAGGAAGAGGGCAGGGUCCGCAGCACACCCAUGUGACAAGCUCCUCUACGGCCCCAGUCCCCAGGCUAUGGGGCACAUAGAGUGGAUGCCACCACUUCACCCAUCACUGCUCUGCAGGGAUCUAUUGAACAAGCUGCCCCUCUCGGCUCUCUUGAGUCACAGCCAAGCUGAGCACAGGAUGGACUGUGGCCCUGGGGUCUUCCACCCAAUUCUGAGGAGCCCUCACCUUUCAUCUCCCUCCUCCUGCAACUAUGGAAGUGGCCCUGAUUUCUAUGAAAUAAAGACUUUUUAUACUUCUGGGGCAAAGACUCAGACCCAGCUUCCAGGCUCCAA
This is a messenger RNA of Arvicola amphibius (Eurasian water vole), 798 nucleotides long. RefSeq names its product PDZK1 interacting protein 1 (gene Pdzk1ip1). The transcript is spliced from 5 exons. The record is from RefSeq and is a predicted model, not a curated record. NCBI's taxonomy places the organism in Eukaryota, Metazoa, Chordata, Mammalia, Rodentia, Cricetidae. Bases 157 to 501 code for a protein of 114 amino acids.